Messenger RNA from Closterium sp. Naga37s-1, 1815 nucleotides. The record is from the annotation of a GenBank genome assembly. Lineage: Eukaryota; Viridiplantae; Streptophyta; Zygnematophyceae; Desmidiales; Closteriaceae.
GCCACACGGUUCCUCAUGCGCUGGCCCUCCCUGCACCUCUGCCACGUCACCAACCUCAUCCGCCACGUCAGCAUCAGCCACCACGUGGCUGCCAGGCUGGCAUUCUUCGAGGACACGCAGGCGGAGAUCAUAAGAGACGUGGCUGCUGACACAGCAGGGGAAAGCGCCAGGUCAGAUGUGAGGAAGAGCAAACAGGCCAAGGACCUGCAAGGCAUGGAGUUGGGUAAGGGGGUGGAGAUAGAGAGUGCAAGCAAAGCUUCUUGGGCCACUAUAGGGGGAAGGUGCAGUGUGUGUGAGGAGGAAGGGUGGAAAGGGGAUUUGAUGGGAGAGGAUGGGGAGGUGGGAGAGAGUUGGGAUAUGCAAGCAGGGGUGAGUAGUGGUAAUGUGAAGAAGGCGGGGUUGGAGAAGAAAGAGAAGCACGUGCUGUACUAUGUGCAGAAGCACAACAACCUCGUCGUUGGCGUGGGUCGAGAGCCGUACGUCAUGCGGCCGCUGGCGAGUCUGGUUCUAGGGGGUACGUCUGGAGAGGGGAAUGGAGAGGGGAAGGGAGCAUCAAGGGGGGACGGAGGAAGAGAGGUGGGGACGGAGGUGGAAGGGAGGAGAUUAGAGGAGGAAGGGGAUGAGGGAGUGGAGGGGGAGGGCGGUGCAGAGGGGAAAGGUGGAGAAGAGGGGAAAGGUGGAGCAGAGGUGAACGGUGGAGCAGAGGUGAAGGCUGAAGGAGCAGGAGCAGGAGGGGCAGGAGGAGGGGGAGGGGGCAGUGAGAGUGGCAUGGUGAGUGCGCUCAUGCAUCAGGUGCAUCAGCUGCGACUGGUGGAACCCCAUCUGGCCCACGUGUGGCUGCACACGCCCUCUCAGGUGGGUCUUCUCCCAGGUGGGUCUUCUCCCAGGUGGGUCUUCUCCCAGGUGGGUCUUCUCCCAGGUGGGUCUUCUCCCAGGUGGGUCUUCUCCCAGGUGGGUCUUCUCCCAGGUGGGUCUUCUCUCAGGUGGGUCUUCUCCCAGGUGGGUCUUCUCUCAGGUGGGUCUUCUCCCAGGUGGGUCUUCUCCCAGGUGGGUCUUCUCUCAGGUCGGAGCACUGGUUUGCUCUACGUUGACUCCUUACGCUCGCUUCAUUCACGAGUGCGUGCACUCCUGCUUCGCCCACUCGUCUUUCAAUUCCUGCCACUUUCACCUGCCACUGUCACCUGCCAUCACCUUCCCUCACCUGCCAUCAGCCUGCAUGUUACAGCGACUCCACCUGCAUGCCACUCCACCUGCAUGCCACUCCACCUGCAUGCCACUCCACCUGCACGCCACUCCACCUGCACGCCACUCCCAGUUCAUCCCACUCCGCCGGCGCCGCCCCUCUCGCAUCCACUCUACCUAAUUGCUCGGCCCCUGCCCUGCUCCCCAUCUCCACCCUACCAUCCCCACUCUCCCAUCCCCCGUCCCCUGUCUCACACCAUUUAUCCCCCGUCCCCUGUCUCACACCAUUUAUCCCCCGUCCCCUGUCUCACACCAUUUAUCCCCAUCCCCUGUCUCCCCUGUUGCUCAAAACAUUUUCACCAGUCUCUAAUAACCAAGGUAUCCAACUACCGUGAUUGGACGUUUCUCCAUUCCACCAAUCAGACAAGCCCUGCGCCCACCGCACUCCAAGACUCAGGAGCAGCCGUGCCGACAGCAGAAGCAAGGGCGCUGGCAAGUCUGUUGGUGGCUUCUCAGGGCGAUUUCUUUGUGGGCGGGCUCCGGUCGCACUGGGGAAGGCUGGUCAACGAGUUGCGCUCCACUAAUGGCCGCCUCUUUAAUGUUUUUGUCGCCAUGGAUGACGAUGAAUGGUGA